AUGUCAGACACGGAGGAGGUCACCGAGGAGUAUGAGCAGGAGCAGGAAGAGGAGUGCGUGGAGGAAGAAGAGGAAGAAUGGAUAGAGGAAGACGACGGUCAGGAGGAGCAGGUAGAGGAGGUGGAGGAGGAGACCACAGAAGCCAAGGCAGAAGAACAAGAAGAUGAAACGAAAGCAGCAGGAGAAGGUGGAGAGGGAGAGCGGGAGCAGGAGCCCGGGGAAGGUGAAUCGAAGCCAAAACCCAAGGUCUUCAUGCCCAACCUGGUGCCCCCCAAGAUCCCAGAUGGCGAGAGACUGGAUUUUGAUGACAUUCACCGCAAGCGCAUGGAGAAGGACCUGAACGAGCUGCAGGCCCUCAUCGAAGCCCACUUUGAGAGCAGGAAGAAGGAGGAAGAGGAGCUGCUGUCUCUCAAGGACAGGAUUGAGCAGCGGCGAGCGGAGCGGGCGGAGCAGCAGCGGAUCCGCAGCGAGCGGGAGAAGGAGCGCCAGGCCCGCAUGGCCGAGGAAAGAGCUCGCAAGGAGGAAGAGGAGGCGCGGAAGAGGGCGGAGGAGGAGGCGCGGAAGAAGAAGGCGUUCUCCAACAUGCUGCACUUUGGGGGAUACAUGCAGAAGUCAGAGAAAAAGGGUGGGAAGAAGCAAACAGAGCGGGAAAAGAAGAAGAAGAUCCUCAGUGAGCGACGGAAGCCCCUGAACAUCGACCACCUCAGUGAGGACAAGCUCAGGGACAAGGCCAAGGAGCUGUGGCAGAACAUCCAUGACCUGGAGGCUGAGAAAUUUGACCUGCAGGAGAAGUUCAAGCGGCAGAAAUACGAGAUCAAUGUUCUUCGAAACCGCAUCAGUGACCACCAGAAAGUCAAAGGAUCCAAGGGUGCCCGUGGGAAGACCAUGGUGGGCAGCCGAAGGAAGUAGAGGCUCAGGGAGAGAGGAGGCCAAGCCUCAGGAGCUGCAGUGGCUGCACAGAGCCCUGGCUGCAGG
Agelaius phoeniceus (red-winged blackbird) is the source of this 975-nucleotide messenger RNA. RefSeq names its product troponin T2, cardiac type (gene TNNT2). Gene Ontology annotation, cellular component: troponin complex. The record is from RefSeq and is a predicted model, not a curated record. Gene Ontology annotation, biological process: cardiac muscle contraction; sarcomere organization; regulation of muscle contraction. Gene Ontology annotation, molecular function: troponin I binding; troponin C binding; tropomyosin binding. NCBI's taxonomy places the organism in Eukaryota, Metazoa, Chordata, Aves, Passeriformes, Icteridae.